UUGAGUCGAACUUGAGACUCACGUUUAUAAGUCCAGUUCCAUAAAUAUCCUUUAGUGCCGUGAUUGUUUUCUACAAUAGUCAAAAAUAGCAUAAUGAAGCAACACCAUUUCGUCAUCAUCUCUCUUCCAGCCCAAGGACACAUAAAUCCCACUCUCCAGCUCGCUAAAAACCUCGCACGCGCCGGUGCUCGUUGCACCUUCGUCACUACCGUUAAUGGCUUCCGCAAAAUGAAUAACUUUCCUUCCAUUGACGGUUUAUUCUACGCCUCCUUUUCCGAUGGAUACGAUGACGGGGUGCCCAAAACCGACUUCGAUGAUUAUUUGAAAGAGUUAAAGCGCGUGGGUUCGGAAAACAUCAAAAACUUUGUUCAGAAAUUUAGCGACGAGGGCCAUCCAGUUACUUUCUUCGUUUACACAAUUCUCUUACCUUGGGUUGCAGACGUGGCCCGUGAGUGUAACGUGCCCUCUGCUUUUCUAGCCAUUCAAUGUGCUACUGCUUUCGCAAUUUAUCACCGUUUGUUCACCAAAAAUGAUAAUGGAGUUUAUAGCUCUACUAGUGUUAUUGAGCCGCCCUUGUUCCCAAUAAAAUUACCGGGGUUGCCCUUGUUUUCGCGCGAUGAUAUUCCUACCUUCCUACUGCAUGGCGAUCCUAACUUUUCUUUCAUGGUUCCCGUGAUGAGAGAACAUGUACAGAAUCUCGAGAAUGAUCCUAAUCCUCGUGUUCUUAUCAACACUUUCGACUCACUAGAAGAGAAAUCAAUGAAAAUUCUCGACAAAAUUGGGAUCUGCUCGAUUGGCCCUUUGAUUCCUUCAGCUUUUUGCGAUGGAAAAGACGUCAAAGACAAGUCAUUCGGGUGCGAUUUGUUUGAUAAAACUGAAACUUAUUGGCAGUGGCUGGACUCGAAAGCUGAGGGUUCGGUUGUUUAUGUAUCAUUUGGGAGCAUAGCAAUGCUAAAAGAGGUGCAAAAGGAAGAGGUUUUGCAGGGUUUAUUGGAAAGUGAAAGGCCGUUCUUGUGGGUAAUUAGGUCAAGCAAAGAAGAUGACAAGAAUGAAAAUGACGGGUUGAAUGGAAAAGGGAUGAUUGUUCCUUGGUGUUCACAAAUGGAGGUACUCUUUCACAAGUCGAUAAGAUGUUUCGUGAGUCAUUGUGGAUGGAAUUCGACUUUAGAAAGUAUAGUAGCUGGUGUACCGCUAGUUGGGUACCCACAGUUCUCCGACCAAGUGACGAACAUCAAAAUGGUGGAGGAAGUUUGGGAAACAGGAGUGAGAGCAAGAGCAGACGAAGGAAUCGUCAAAAGAGAAGAGUUAAAGAGGUGUUUGGAAAUUACAAUGGGGGAUGGAGAGAGAGGCAAAGAGAUAAGAAGCAAUAUGCAAAAAUAUCGAGAUUUGGCUGUGGAAGCUGUGAAAGUGGGAGGUUCCUCAUACAAUAAUUUGAAUAAAUUUUUGGAGGGUUUGUGAAGCAUUUCUAAAUCUUGAAUUAAAAUGAGUUCUGAGUUUUGGUUUACAAAUUUUAAUUAUUUCGCUAUUUCAGUUGAUGUCAAUAUUUGCUUUACUUUGUACAGGACAGUAGAAACUCCACGUCUUCUACGUCUUCAUGUUUUCUCAAGAAAUAUUCAAUUCAUCUCUUUUUCUGUUAGACAAAAAACAUACACUCUUUUUCCGACUGUAUCUUAAUAGUUUAGUUGGCCAAAUUA
Molecule: messenger RNA, 1694 nt
Organism: Lycium ferocissimum
Lineage: Eukaryota; Viridiplantae; Streptophyta; Magnoliopsida; Solanales; Solanaceae
Product: phloretin 4'-O-glucosyltransferase-like
Exons: 2
Coding region: 94-1458 (454 amino acids)
Molecular function (GO): UDP-glycosyltransferase activity
Source: RefSeq, a predicted model, not a curated record